AGAGUGCGAAUCGUCAUCACUGAGCAGAGCGAGCAGAACGAUCAAGACAGAGAAGAGGAAAAAUCGUAGCCAUCUUGUAAUACGUUUUCGUCGGCCUGGUUCGCACCGAUUUCUGUGGAGGAACAUUUUCAUCGAAGAAGAGAUUACGAAUCGCGGUCGCGGAAACAAUCUUCGGUUGAAUUGGUUCUCCUUGCCUUCCGCUUGGGAUCCAUUCCGUUUAUAACGCGGAAUCUGAGUGGAACUGCUUAUUUUCUGCGUUUCGAUCAAGUAGGCAAAGGACCGAAUCCAUACACGGACACAUUCGUUUUUUCGUUUCAGUUUUCUUCCGGUUCUUUUUUCAACUCUACCCCUUUGUGAAUUCCGUGCGUUUUCGUGUGCGUGUGUGCGUGAAUAUCGCAAGAGCCAAUAGGGAACAGCGAAGAAGCAGACGGACUUUUCCCCAUAGAAUAAAAGAGGAACUACACAAGCCAGCAAACAGCCUGGUUCAGAAGUUUCCGGUGGAAAAGCCUUUUUUCUUCAGGAGAAAAAACACCCAAAGCCAGCAGGCUACUACGACACACCGCUAAAGUCGUUCAGAUGGCAUUAAAGAGAAUUAAUAAGGAACUACAAGACCUGGGGAGAGAUCCACCCGCACAAUGCAGUGCUGGACCAGUCGGAGACGAUCUAUUUCACUGGCAGGCAACAAUUAUGGGACCGCCAGACAGUCCGUACCAAGGAGGUGUAUUCUUCUUAACCAUACAUUUCCCUACAGAUUAUCCAUUCAAACCACCUAAAGUGGCUUUUACAACACGCAUAUAUCACCCUAAUAUAAACAGUAAUGGUUCGAUCUGCCUCGACAUUUUACGAUCUCAAUGGUCACCUGCAUUAACUAUAUCGAAAGUGUUGUUGUCGAUUUGCUCUCUGCUAUGUGAUCCAAAUCCAGACGAUCCACUCGUACCAGAGAUUGCUAGAAUAUACAAAACAGACCGGGAAAAAUAUAAUGAGCUUGCGCGGGAGUGGACAAGAAAGUAUGCUAUGUGAUGCGUUCCAGAAAAUAAUCUAGAAAUCAACAAAAACAACAACCAGAGAACCAACCGUAAAUACAGCAAACAACAACCACUUGUAUCAGAAUUGCUACUUGUACUACUCCUUCUACUACUGCUCCAACCAUUGCCACCAAUCCACGAGAUGAUGAUUGGCAAUAAUACUGAUGAACGUUGUAAUGAUCAUGCCGGCAGGAACGGUGGCGAUGGCAAGUUUGGUUGUAGCGGCCGUAGCAGCAGUGAUAGUGUGACUCCCCUUACUUUUACCACCAACACCACUCCCAAUAGUUUCCGCCGUCGAUCCUUUUCCUCCCGUCGUCGUCAACGUCGUCCGCUUACUAUCCGCAACUGUCGUCGUCAUCAGUACAGAGGAGAUCAGGGGCUAGAUGGACGAACCGAAUACCGAAGAGAUGAGCAACAGCAGAAACAAAACAACCAAUAUGCAAAAAAUACGUUUAACAUUAUUUAUUAAUGCAUACCAACAGAAACAAUAUCACGAUAAUCAGCUGGACAUCAAGAACAUCCACAAGAAAAGGAUCCCUGUAACAGUACUGCAGAGAAGUUGGAAAACAAACAAAAACAGUAAAUAAAAAUCUAUUGAUUACUCGUAAAAAAACAACAAUAACCGCUGGAAUAAUCGUUUGGACGACAUAAGUGCGUGUUGGUUCAUCGAACUUUUUUCGAAUCUUUCCGUCUGCAAAUUGAGAAGCAAACAUAUUUGAUCAAACUCUUGAUCUGAUUUUUGUUCUUCUGUGAUCUUUCCCGUUGUCAAUUUCCAUUUAGUUUCUUUUUCACGUGGAAUGCAAGGAUUGUGUGUCGAAUUGUACCACUUUUGUCUCGAUUCAAAGAUGAGUUUUCAAACCACAUUGACACAGUGUGGGCGACUUUCAACAUUUUUCUGAAUUGUUUUUUUUUUGUAUCAAUUUAUUAGGAAAUAUUGCUAAAAUUAUGUAUUGAAUCGGAGAGAGAGGAGAGGUUCAGUGUUACGUAAUAUUUUUUUCAUUUUUGCUAGAAAGUGCUAGAACGUUAAAUCUAAAUCACAUGCGACUAAAAUUGUGGAGAAUUAAGACAAAUAUACUGAAGAAUAAUUUAUUACCUUAUGUUUUUGCUUAGAAAACUACUUGUCGUACUAUAAAGAAACAAAUAAAAGAACAUCAGCAGAUGCAAGUUAAUUAAAUUCUGUCGAGAUACAAGAGUCGUUCAUUGAGCAGCAAGGGGAGAAUGCAGAUAGAUGAAGAUGACCGAGACUCAUGAAGGAAACUCAAUGAAUUAAGUAUAAACAGUAAACAAAUGUCGUGUGGAGUAAACGGCGGAAAAUUGACGAUAAAAGCUGAAAACAACAGAUUAAAAAAAACUAUAAUUAAUUUUUAUUAGUCUUUUUAAUUAGAUUAAUUAUAACUAUUACUGCUACCUUAUUACUAAACACAUGAAAAAAAUAUUACUGGAAGUAAAGCGAAACAAAGAAGAUACAAAAUUCA
This is a messenger RNA of Toxorhynchites rutilus septentrionalis, 2500 nucleotides long. It is a transcript of the gene eff, whose product is annotated as ubiquitin-conjugating enzyme E2-17 kDa. Gene Ontology annotation, molecular function: ubiquitin conjugating enzyme activity. The record is from RefSeq and is a predicted model, not a curated record. The coding region runs from base 577 to 1020 and encodes 147 amino acids. Gene Ontology annotation, biological process: ubiquitin-dependent protein catabolic process; protein polyubiquitination. Lineage: Eukaryota; Metazoa; Arthropoda; Insecta; Diptera; Culicidae. Gene Ontology annotation, cellular component: nucleus. The transcript is spliced from 5 exons.